GAGGAGGAUCGGAAAGUAGCAAGUCGAACGAUGGCUUUGGAUGGGAAGAAAGGUGAAGAUAUGGAUUCGCUAUUCGAAGGGAUGGUACUGUUUAACACUGCCCAAAUUGAAGUUGAGCUCCGUCCAGAUGAUAUACAAGAUGAAGAUUCUCUUCAAAGUGAUGCGGUCCCAACUUCAAAAGCAGCAUCGUCGCAGCCCCUUGACGAGAAUCUCUUCUCUGACCUGACGCUUAUUGUCCCUCCCCUUCAAAACUUGGAAGUAACUGAAGCCGAGCAUGAUCUCCAAUCGCAGCAACCAUCUAUAUCUGCUACUACUGCUGCUGCUAUUACCACGAGACAGGCCUCCAGAAGGAGAAAACGAUCUGGCUUGAGAAUAGGAUAUGGUAGAGACACCAUUUUUUCCAACGAUCUGCCCCAAUCUCCUUCUUCCCUCCCCCAAACCGCUCUUCAAAUUUCUGAUAACCUACCUUCUGAUACCCGUACCGAUUCUGUUGGGGACACCCUUCCAUCUUCGAUCACCGCUGAUGUUGUGGUUACGCAACCAUGUACUGAAUCUUCCUCGUUGCAUGACGGUUCCAAAUCGGAUUAUGAGAAUCGGAAAGACGAAGAUGUUUCUCAGGACGGUGAAACUUUUUCUGAGGCAGAGUUCCAGCAAAUUAAGGCCCGCAUACAUGAGAAGCUUAACCACGCCCGUCAACUGGUGAACGCUGCUUCUGCUGUCCGAAAGGGUUCCAUCAGGAACAGAAGAAAAGCCGCUGAGAAUGCCAAUCUUGUUUCCCUUAAGCACAUGGAACUUGAAAAGCAAUUGGAAGAAGCUUGUGAAGCUGAAGAUUUUGAAAGGGCUGAAAAAGUUAGCGAAAACCUUUCUGCUGCCGAGAAGGAUAGACAAGCUUUCGCCAAUUCUUUGAGAGAAGCAGAUGCCAUAAUCGAUGCUCUAGAUUUAAAAUUGCAGCAUGCCCUCGACUCUCUCAUAGCUGCCGAGGAAGAAAGUGCAGUCUUACUCGAACAUUAUGCAAUGAAUGCUUCAAACAAUGCAGAUUUUGCCUUGAAGAAAGCAACAUCAGUGCAUUCAAAAGAAAUGAACCAGUGGCUUUCGUCAUCUGAAGCCUUGGAGGUUAAAAAGAUGGAGUUGGAGAUUGAAUCACAUUUUAUAAGUGAAGCUCAUUUAGAUUUGAAUAAUACCAUUGAGCAUUCAAUCCAAGAUGACAAAAGAGAAAAAGAUAUCCUUUGUGAAAGAAAGGACAUGCUAAUGGUUGAAUUGGAAAACCUUCUUGCUUUAGUUGAACAGAAACAAAAGGAGAUAGCAGACAAUGACUCUAAUUUGAAAGCUGUAGAGAAUAAGAUGAGUAAUGUUGUCUCUGGAUUUAAAGAGAUUCGGUCAAGCAUUGAUGUGAUGUAUGACAAAUUGCAAUCUGUCCUUGCUCAAGUGAAAUUAGAGUCUGAAACUUUGGCACUAAAGAAGGAGGAAAUUGAUAACUUUCUCAUUCAGGAAGAAGAAAUGGGGGCAAAGCGUAGGGAAAUUGUUAGGAUUUCUGAGGAGGAAGCAAAAGGAUACUGGGAAAUAGUUGAACUAAGAAGAAGAUUGAUGUCAUCUAUCUUGAAGUCCAGGGAGGAUAAAUUGACCCUUGCAAACAAUGAGGAAAAGCUUUCUGAAGACCUGAAAUUGUUUCAGCAGGAGGUUUCUGCUGCAAGAGCUUCCUUGCAGGAACUAUCUUCAAGAAAGUCAAACAUCCAGCAAGAUAUAGCAUCGUUCAAGCAGAGGAUUAUUUUCAUAGAUAAAAGAGUCCCAGAACUUGAAGCAGAAAAGAAAGUUGCUACUGCUGCAAGAAAUUUCAAGGAGGCUGCACGUAUAACUACUGAGGCUAAGUCACUGAGUGUUGAAAAAGAGGGCAUGCAGAUAGACAUGGAUUCGGCCACUUUAAAUCUUGAGAAGCUUGAGGAAGAAAUUGAAGACACCCUUAAUAAAUUGCAGGAGACUGAGGGAGUGAUUUUAUUGAAGGAAAAAGAGUUGGCAAUGGCUAGAUAUCAAAGGCUACUUUUGACUGCUUCUACUGCUAGAGCAGAAAAAGCUGCCACACUAGAAAUGGGUGAUGUAGAAGAAGCUAAUCUCCUGCUUGCAGAAGCUGAAGCAGCAGACUGUGAAGCUGAGAAACUUCAAUCCACAUACAAUUUCAAGGCAGAAGACUUCACAAGUUUAAGAAAACAAUUAAUUUCAAUGGAUCUUGUAUCGUAUCUUGAUCAGAAGCAAUUGGCAGAAUUAGCUGUGUCACUUGAUAUUUUUACUGGCUGAUUGUUGAAACUAGAUUUUAAUGGAUUUAGUGACAAUAGAUACAAGAUUUAUGAAGAGGAUACUAAUGUUACUAGAAGUGCUGAAGUGCAACAUGAAUGUCCAACUCUUGGGUAUGCA
This is a messenger RNA of Gastrolobium bilobum, 2406 nucleotides long. RefSeq lists its product as uncharacterized. The transcript is spliced from 3 exons. The record is from RefSeq and is a predicted model, not a curated record. NCBI's taxonomy places the organism in Eukaryota, Viridiplantae, Streptophyta, Magnoliopsida, Fabales, Fabaceae. The coding region runs from base 31 to 2289 and encodes 752 amino acids.